AUGGCGAUCGAGAAGAGGCCAUCGGGGGGGAAGCCUCGGAGAUCUUCGGGAGGCAGCGAUCUCUCGAACAAGCGACAGCCGUCUCUACUCGCGUUCUUCAAGAAGGUCGAUGAUGCUUCAGCGCCUCCUUCUCCCCCGCAGCAGCAGCAGCAGCAGCCGCAGCAGCAGCAGCAGCAGCAGCAGGCAAGUGCGGGGACCGUGGCGGCUGCGGAAAGUGCCGCAGCCAAGCCGAAGGCAGCAGCAACAGCAGCAGAACCCGCCACAGCUGCAGCAACAGCAGCAGCGAGCAUUGUUGGUUCUCCUGGCCGGCAGAAGGAGGAUUUGCCGCCCAACAGCCUAGCAGCAGCAGCAGCAGCACAUUCGCAGCAGCAGCAGCAGCAGCAGGAUUCGCCGUCAUGUGAAGGACAUUCCGCCCAGCAGCAGCAGGAGCAGCAGCAACAGCAGCAGCAGGAGCAGCAGCAGCAGCAGGAGGGUUUGGGGGUGAAGCGGCGGCUGUCGGGCCUGGGCUGGGAAGAGCCUGGGGAGCAGCAGCUGCGGCGGCGGCGGCUGAAGAAAGUCUCUUUGGAUUCGGACGAGGAGACAGCAAGCGAAGCAGCAGCAGCAAAAGGAGACUCGGGAGCAGCAGCAGCGAAAGGCGACACGGGAGCAGCAGCAGCAAAGGGAGACGCAGGAGCAGCAGCAGACGCAGAAGGCCCCAUGAUGACGGACGGGUCCCCCGCCCCCCCGUCCCUAGAGUCCCUCGAGUUCAACCCCUCUUCCGCAGCAGCAGAAGCAGCAGCAGCAGGACCCGGAGCAGCAGCAGCAGCAGCAGGAGCAGCAGGGGCGUCCCCGGAGUGCGCAGCAGCAAGCCUGCGUCCCGCGCCGGCUUCGCCCUUGAACGUGGUGCCUCGCGCGUGCGUCCCGCCCCCGCGCAGCAGCAGCAGCAGCAGCGCAGCAGCAGCAGCAGCAGCAGCAGCGGGCGAAGAGGCCGCGCUGCGGGCGCUCUUCUACGGGCUCGCAGACCGCACCAGCAGCAACUACCUCAGGGCCUACAUCGAGGGCUUUUUGUCUUUUUCCCAAAAGCCUUCAGCCUUUCCCCCCUGGCUAUUUCCGCGCAAUCUCCGCGAUGCAUGCGGCCGCAGCGCAGCAAAGGACCCUUUAUACUGGCCGGGGGGGGGGCCGCGGGGGGGCGCCGGGGGCCCCCGGGGGCCCCCCGAGGAGUGGGGGCCCCCCGCGAAGUGGGGCGCGCACUGGACGCCGGGGCUGCAGCAGUACUGGGGGGUGAAGCAGCAGCACUUCGACAAAGUGGUGCUGUUCAAGCUGGGGAGGUUUUAUGAACUCUUUUAUGCUGAUGCAUGCAUCCGCCGCAGCAGCAGCAGCAGCAGCAGCAGCAGCAGCAGGACUGUCCUCCGCAGCCCCACGCAGAUCCUCACUGCGGGCGCCGUCGAGGCCCCCGAGAUGCUGCCCCCCGACGCGCGCCUCAUGCUCGUCCUCGCGGUCUCCACGGACCCCGCGGACCUCCCGCAGCAGCAGCAGCAGCAGCAGCAGCAGCAGCAGCAGCAGGGGGAGGAGGAGAGCUGCAGCUACGGCGCGGCGCUGGUGGACGUGUCCACGAACAAAGUGUUCUUGGAGACAGGCAGAGACAGCAGCAGCUGGAGACAGCUGCGGGGACUGCUGGGAAAGACGCAGCCCGUGGAGAUAGUCUUCGUGGACACCUACGUCCGCCCGCGCUGCAGCAGCAGCAGCAGCAGCAGCAGCAGCGGCAGCAGCGGGUGCGCGUACUGCGUGCGGGAGUGCGAGAGGAGCCCGUGUCUGCUGCGGGCGGUGGGGGGCCUGUGCGCGUACAUGCAGCAGCUGCUGCUGCAGCAGAAGCUGCUGCCAGUGGCCAGCUUCGCCCCUGUCUCCGACUCCAAGUGUCUCCUUUUUCUGGAAGCAAAGGCGCUGCAGCAGCUCGAGCUGCUGUGCAGCCAAGAAGGAGACCCCACACGCUCGCUGCUGGGGUGUAUAGACACCACCCCAGCCACUCCCGGGGGCCGCCGGCUGCUGCGGCGGUGGCUGGUGGCGCCGCUGCGGUGUACAGACACCCUGGACCGCCGCCUCGACGCUGUGGGGUGGCUGCAGCAGCAGCAGCAGCAGCAGCUGCUGCAGCAGCUGCGCGCGCUGGCCGCGCGGCUCCCCGACGUCGAGAGACAGGCUGCGCGCUGCCUCGCGCAGCAGCAGCAGCAAAAGAGACAGGCCAUUUACUUCGAAGAUGUCCACCAAAAGGCCCUCAAGGCCUUCCUCAGUCUCCUCGACUCUUUCCAACAAAUGCAGCAAAUGGCGCGUCUCCUCGUGCAGCAGCUCCACAAACAAAGCCCCAAAGCAGCAGCAGCAGCAGCAGCAGCAGCAGCAGCAGCAGCGGCGGCCGCGGGGGGCGCGGGGCGCGCGGAGGGGGGGCGCGACGCCCCCGCAGCAGCAGCACCAGCAGCGGCAGAGGCGCCCGCAGCAGCAGCGGUCCCCGCAGCUGUGGCAGGG
Messenger RNA from Eimeria tenella, 2493 nucleotides. Its product is annotated as DNA mismatch repair protein mutS, related, related. The record is from RefSeq and is a predicted model, not a curated record. Lineage: Eukaryota; Apicomplexa; Conoidasida; Eucoccidiorida; Eimeriidae. The transcript is spliced from 7 exons. Gene Ontology annotation, molecular function: ATP binding; mismatched DNA binding. Gene Ontology annotation, biological process: mismatch repair. The annotation marks the transcript as partial.